UUGAGCUUCUUCGCAUUUUCAGUAAUUUAUGAUCCUGUCCAAGUAAUUAAUCUACUAAGAUCGAAUCUUAUUAACCCAAUCAACACACAAGGCAUCUUCUAUUUUUCUAAUAGACCUCCGCGUCACUCAUCUCCCUCGACGAUCUCCCGACUCCUUUCUCUCUGUUCAUCGAUCUCCCUCUCUACGAGACUUUCGGAAUCAAACCAUGGAUGAAGAGUACGAGGUCAUUGUUCUCGGAACCGGUCUCAAGGAGUGUAUCCUCAGCGGCCUCCUCUCCGUCGAUGGUGUCAAGGUGCUUCACAUGGACAGGAAUGAUUACUAUGGUGGAGAAUCAACAUCUCUUAAUCUCAAUCAGCUUUGGAAGAAGUUUAGGGGAGAAGAGAAGGCUCCUGAGCAUCUAGGCGCUAGCAGGGAUUACAAUGUUGACAUGAUGCCUAAGUUUAUGAUGGGAAAUGGCAAGCUUGUUCGUACCCUUAUUCACACUGACGUUACAAAGUAUUUGUCUUUCAAAGCUGUUGAUGGAAGCUAUGUCUUCGUUAAAGGGAAGGUUCAAAAGGUGCCAGUUACUCCUAUGGAGGCCCUGAAAUCUCCUCUCAUGGGUAUAUUCGAGAAACGUCGAGCUGGCAAGUUUUUCAGUUAUGUUCAGGAUUACGACGAGAAGGAUCCCAAAACACACAAUGGGAUGGACUUGACCAAAGUUACAACAAAGGAACUGAUUGCGAAGUUUGGUCUUGAUGACAACACCAUUGACUUUAUUGGUCACGCAGUGGCGCUUCACACGAAUGACCAACAUCUCAAUCAACCCGCCUUGGAUACUGUAAUGAGAAUGAAGCUCUAUGCCGAAUCUCUUGCACGUUUCCAAGGAACCUCUCCAUAUAUUUAUCCUCUCUAUGGCUUGGGAGAACUACCCCAGGCAUUUGCACGGCUUAGUGCUGUCUAUGGUGGCACGUAUAUGUUGUGCAAACCUGAAUGCAAGGUAGAGUUUGAUGAAGAAGGUAAGGUUAUUGGUGUAACAUCUGAGGGAGAGACUGCCAAAUGCAAAAAGAUUGUGUGUGACCCUUCCUACCUUCCUAACAAGGUUCGGAAGAUUGGUACAGUUGCUCGGGCCAUCGCAAUUAUGAGCCACCCUAUUCCAAACACCAAUGGCUCUCACUCAGUGCAGGUCAUCAUACCUCAGAAGCAGCUGGGCCGCAAAUCAGACAUGUAUGUCUUCUGCUGUUCCUACUCCCACAACGUUGCUCCCAAGGGAAAAUUCAUCGCAUUUGUAUCUACAGACGCAGAGACUGAUAACCCUCAAACCGAACUAAAGGCUGGAAUUGAUCUCUUGGGUCCUGUUGAUGAGAUAUUCUUCGACAUGUAUGAUAGAUAUGAGCCUGUCAACGAGCCCGCUCUGGACAACUGCUUUAUAUCAACGAGCUAUGAUGCUACAACACACUUCGAGACGACUGUUGCUGAUGUGUUGAACAUGUAUACCCUGAUCACCGGAAAGCAACUGGACCUAAGUGUUGAUCUGAGUGCAGCAAGUGCUGCAGAGGAAUGAGGAACUUGUGGAUCGCUUUCUUUAGUUGUUUUUUCCCUUCAUUGCUUCUUUUCUUUUGUUUGGGUUUAAAGACAAAAUCAGACCGAUGUUCAUGUUUAGCAAACUAACGACCAGUCUUGUUCCCUUAAUGUUGAAUUCUUGGUUUAAGGCUUAUUAAAACUCUUUGAACGUAACUU
Messenger RNA from Brassica oleracea var. oleracea, 1716 nucleotides. Its product is annotated as guanosine nucleotide diphosphate dissociation inhibitor 2-like. Gene Ontology annotation, biological process: small GTPase-mediated signal transduction; vesicle-mediated transport; protein transport. The transcript is spliced from 13 exons. Gene Ontology annotation, molecular function: Rab GDP-dissociation inhibitor activity. NCBI's taxonomy places the organism in Eukaryota, Viridiplantae, Streptophyta, Magnoliopsida, Brassicales, Brassicaceae. Gene Ontology annotation, cellular component: cytoplasm. The coding region runs from base 206 to 1540 and encodes 444 amino acids. The record is from RefSeq and is a predicted model, not a curated record.